UGUUUUACCAUGUAUGGAACCGUAAUCGUAUUCGUAUUCGUACAAGUGUAAACGAGUCUUUGUACAUGUCAAAUUAAUAAACGAAAAAGUUUACCAAUUAUUCGUCUCUUAAAUUAUUCUCGUUUUACUACUCCUUGACGACGUUCUUCGUUGCGUUCAUCGUUGUGGUCAUCGUUGUGAUCAUUGGAGAGGACAAAGGGAGAAAGAAAAUGUAUAUUCGGCGAUUGUACGCCACGCGUGAUCCCGUGGAUCGAGGACAAAGAAACGAGCGAAUCGAGGUGUCAAUGAUACGAAGCCGUGAUCGUCAAUCAUCAACGUUGAUCGCAAUUUCCGAUGCUACGUUGUUCCCUCCAAUUGUCAAUUGAGGUCGUAUGUUCCAGGACACGUGGAAAUUGAACGCUUUUAUACUAGUGAUAAGUUUAAUUGACAAACAGCCGAACUGCUUCGGAUUUUGCCUCUUGCGUUUAGGACGGAUCGAAUUGAAAACGAACGCGUUGUUUCUACGUCGCGAUAUAUCGUUUCGUAAACGUUUUCGUAAACGACUUUACACUCGUUUUUGUGUGACAAAUGAAUCUAUAAUUUCAACGUACUCGAUACGUAAUGAUACUUUGAGCUUAUUCGCGGAUUAAACGCGCCGUUACGAGACAACUAUUAUGUUGGCCUAAUACAAGAAACCCGAGUUUAUUGAGCGUUACUUCGUAUUUUUUCGAUUGGCACGCUAUGCGAAAAACGGCGCGCGAUCACUCUUCAAUUUCGAAUCGACUCUAUACUUUUCUUGCAAUUAGCGCCACUGUAUUUACACUAAACUUUAUGUUCGCUUCGAAUCGGAAACAUUUUGCCGGUAUAAUUAGCAACGCCCGAAAGAAAUUAAGCGUUUGCGUGCAUCGCCGUCUAUCGCGUAAGAAUAAGCGGGGUGCGCAAUAAAAAGUACCAUUUUGAUUAAUCGUCGAUUCGAGGAGAUAAACACAUGACCAAUUUACCCCGUAUCCGUCAACCGAUUACGGCAUGCAUAUAAAUCCCACGAAUUUCCAAUAGCGAUGCAGUCUAUCGGUGUGUUCGGUCCUAACGAAACGGAAACGAAAAAUCGUUAAAAGCAUGAAGAUCGCGAUGUUUUGGCUAAUUUUGUCGUGUUUGUUCACGUCGCGACUCUUUGUUCGUGCAGCUAUAGAAGACCCUGAGGGUUUUCAUAAGGUUACUUCUUCUGUAAGAAAGAAAUGUAUCGCGGAAACGGGAACAACAGUUGAGGAUGUUGAAAAUACCGAAUACGGACAGUUUCCCGAUGAUGACCGAUUGAAAUGUUAUUUUAAAUGUGCACUAGAAAAGUUUAAAGUGAUGGAUAAAAAGGGCAAUAUGAAUUUCGAUAUAGUGAGGAAAACAAUACCAAGUGUGUAUAAAGACAUACUUGACGACAUGAUCGAUACUUGUUCAGAUAUCGGUAAGUACUGCGACGAGUCUUUUAUCUCGCUACGCGUGCACGCAUGCUACUUAACUGGUUGCGUUUUUACUGAAAACGUCAUAAACUUUUUAGGUGGAAAGGACAAAUGCGCGAAAGCUUUUAAUUUCAUGAAGUGUAUGUUUCAAGCGAAUCCUAUUGUAAGUCAAAUAACAUUAUUUUUUAUAUUCCAUUGUACUCUUGUAAGGAAGAAAAAUAUUCUUGACGUUUCUUUUCUAGGCUUACCUCGCGCCAUAAAUGAUUCUGCCCGUGACCGUGAUGCGAGUGCGAUGUGUGUAUACGACGACGAAACAGGGUGAAAUAAAAAUAUUACAGAUUAUAA
This is a messenger RNA of Megachile rotundata (alfalfa leafcutting bee), 1775 nucleotides long. It is a transcript of the gene Obp11, whose product is annotated as odorant binding protein 11. The record is from RefSeq and is a predicted model, not a curated record. Lineage: Eukaryota; Metazoa; Arthropoda; Insecta; Hymenoptera; Megachilidae. Gene Ontology annotation, molecular function: odorant binding.